Bacillus rossius redtenbacheri is the source of this 2736-nucleotide messenger RNA. RefSeq lists its product as uncharacterized. The record is from RefSeq and is a predicted model, not a curated record. The transcript has 6 exons. Gene Ontology annotation, molecular function: glutathione transferase activity. The coding region runs from base 160 to 1329 and encodes 389 amino acids. Gene Ontology annotation, cellular component: cytoplasm. Gene Ontology annotation, biological process: glutathione metabolic process. NCBI's taxonomy places the organism in Eukaryota, Metazoa, Arthropoda, Insecta, Phasmatodea, Bacillidae.
UACCAAAACUAUUUACUUGACAUGUUUAUUUUUUUAUUUUUAAUAAUAUGGAUUUGAUUGAAAGAGAAAUUGGUGUGAUUUGAUAAAUAAAGAGCUGUUUAUAUGUCGUAGGUCAUUUAUUAUAUUAUUAAUUUCAUCUCCUGACAUCAAAUUCAACAAAUGGCAUUGAAGUUUUACUACGACCUUCUCUCCCAACCAUGUCGUGCAGUGAUGAUCUUCCUAAAAACAAACAAAAUUCCUUUUGAUCCAGAGGAAAUUAACUUAAGUGUAGGUGAGCAGUACACUGAAACAUUUGGACAGCUGAAUCGUUUUCGCAAACUUCCAGUCAUCGCUGAUGGUGAUUUCGUUCUUACUGAAAGUGUUGCCAUCCUGCGAUACUUGUGCCGUGAGAAGGAUGUGCCCGACCACUGGUACCCAAAAGAUAGCAAGCAGCAAGCCAUAGUCGAUGAAUACUUAGAGUGGCAGCAUCUCAACACAAGGCUAAACGUAUCUGUGUACAUGUUGAGAAAGUUCUUGUUACCGACUGUGACCGGGAAGCCCGCUUCAACUGAGAAGGUAGCGGAAGCCCUGAAGAACAUGGAGAAGACGCUGAACCAUGUGGAGACCAAGUGGCUGUUGGACGGGCAGCUGUACCUUACUGGAAGUUGUAUCAGCAUCGCAGACUUGCUGGGAGCAUGCGAGAUCGAACAAUCCAUUGGUUAUGUGACUGCUGACUUGAAGAUGGCUCCUGCUGCAGAUGUGAUGGUGAAUAUAAAUGCAGCUGAGAAGAAACUGAUGAUAAUGGUUGUUUCAGCUGGUUGUAUGGCUGCUGAAGUGGAGACCCUUGUUGCAGAUGUAAUAAUGGUGAGUAUGAUUGUAGUUGAGGAGAUACUGAUGUUGAUGAUGGUUGUUGCAACUGGUUGUGUGGCUGCUGAAGUAGAGACCCUUGUUGAAGAUGUAAUGAUGGUGAGGAUGAAUGUAGUUGAGGAGAUACUGAUGUUGAUGAUGGUUGUUGCAACUGGUUGUGUGGCUGCUGAAGUAGAGACCCUUGUUGAAGAUGUAAUGAUGGUGAGGAUGAAUGCAGCUGAGAAGGAACUGAUAACUGUUGCUGCAGCUGGCUGUGCGACUGAUGAGGAGACCUUUGUUGAAGAUGUAAUAAUGGUGAGGAUGAAUGUAGUUGAGGUGAAACUGUUUUUGAUAACUGUUUCAUUUGGUUAUGUGACUGUUGAAAUGGAGACCCUUUUUGCAGAUAUGAUGAUGGUGAGGAUGAAUUUAGCUGAGGAGAAACUGAUGUUGAUGAUUGUUGUUGCAGCUGGUUUUGUAGCUGCUGAAGUGGAGACCCUUGUUUAGAAUGUAAUAAUGGUGAGGAUGAAUGCAGCUGAGGAGGAACUGAUGAUACAUGUUGCAGCUGGUUGUGUGACUGCUGAAGAGGAGACCCUCGUUGAAGAUGCAAUAAUGGUGAGGAUGAAUGUAGUUGAGGAGAAACUGAUGAUAACGGUUGUUUCAUUUGGUUAUGUGACUGCUGAUAUGGAGACCCUUGUUGCAGAUGAGAUGGUGAGGAAGUAUGUAGCUGAGGAGAAACUGAUGUUAAUUCUUGACUAUGUAAAUGCUGAAGUGGAGAUCCUUGUUGCAUAUGUGAUAAUGAUGACACAUGAAUUUGGGGUGAUAACUGUGCCAAAUUUGGUGACUUUUGCUGAGUGUCAUCCACCAUAUUUUGGUGCUGAGUAGUCAACGACUUCGCUAAUGGUGAUGAGUUUGACUGAGAUGACGUGAAUGACCUAGAUGACUGAUAAUCUUGAGUUAAUUGUGUUCCCUGUGGUGUCAGAGACUGUGAAUUGGGCAAUGAACAACCCUCCAUUAGCAAUUGCUGCUGCAGUCCAUCAUCAUAGGGUGGCUGAUGUGAAACUCUCUGUUGUGGUGGCUGUGUUAAUGAUGAGCCUGGGUGCAAAUGAGGUGAUAACUGUUGCUGUAAAAAAUUACUUCGGCCCAUCUGUGGAGAUACUCUUAAAGUGAAUGAUGGUGACUGUGAACGUAGUUUUGAAGACUCUGAAUAUUGCUGAUAAGGAAAGUUAUUUUGAGUAACUGCAGAUUGUAUGUGUGUAGGGGUGAACUUAGAUCUUUGAUGCUGUGCACGUUCAUCUGCAAUAAACUUUUCCUGCUGAUUUUUUUCUACAUCACUUAGCAGCUGUUGGUGGUAGAGAGUUUGUCCCACUGUGGCAGAAGAAAGCAAACGUGCUGAUUCACCUUGUUGCGAUAAAUGAGAUACUUCAAUACUGUCUCCUUCAACACUGUAAAAAACCAACAAAUGUAUAAUAAAUGUAGAAAAACAUAUUUUGUCUACAAUACAGGGUGUCAAUAAAAGAAUGUCAUAGUUUAAAUUAUAUUAUAACAGCUUAAUUUAGACUAUUUAUAACAUACCUAUAUCAAAUGGAAGGUAAACAAUUCCAGUUUUUUUUUUAGAAAUGUUCAAUAUGUGCACCUUUAGUUAUAUGGCAGACAUCCAACCUAAAGUUCAAUUCUUCCCACAUUUUGGUUAACAUGUCCAAAGUAAUGGAAGCAAUAGCUGUUGUGUGUUAAAUAUUGUUGUUCAAGUGUUUGUGGCAGUCAUUUAAAUUGGUAUGUUUAGUUUUAAGGUUGGUAACAUGUUAAUAAAUAAUUGUUGAAUACUUGUUCGUUGUAGUGUUGUUUGACGCGACCAUGUUUAAGAUUUGAUGUGUGUAAAGAAUUUUAGAAGAAGUAAAAUUAGUGAAUUUCAAA